CGAUUGUCCUCCCCGCACAACUUGAUCAUGGCCCAAGUACAGACCAAUCCACGAGGUAUACCAACCUCACCGUUCGUUGAACGUGUUGAAGAUUAUGUUUCUGAUGCUGAACCAGUGGAGGUGGUGCUCAAGAAAUUCCAAGAGGCCAUCAGUAAAUACAAGUUUAUGGAAAUGAACAUGUUACAGCGAAGAAAGAUUCUGGAAGAGAAGAUUCCCGAGAUUCAAAAGACAUUGUCCACUGUCGAGUUCUUGAUGGAGAAGAAAGAUGGCGAUGACGAUACCCCUACCAUGGAGACCGAGUUUGAAUUGAACGACACGCUCUAUGCUAGAGCCAAAAUUGAGCCAAGCGGUACGGUGUACUUGUGGCUGGGUGCGAAUGUCAUGUUGGAAUACACCUUGGAGGAGGCUCAGGACCUGUUGGCAUCCAAGUUGGGAACGGCGAAGUUGUCGCUGAGCAACGCCAUUGAGGAUCUCGAUUUCUUGCGUGAUCAAAUCACAACCAUGGAGGUCAACACUGCACGAGUGUAUAACUGGGAUGUCAAGCAAAGACGUCUCGCCAAGGCACAAGAAGGAUCCGCCUAAAUGGAAUGAGUUUUAGACACCAAAAAAAUAAUAAUAAACCACCAACAACAAAAAAGAAAAAGCCAAUGCUUGUUUCGUAUGGGUUGUGAGCAAGAGUACACGCCUAGGCCAAGGUCAGACUGUUUCCUUUCCAAACGACUAGAAAUACUUUUUAUUGCAUAUCAAGUUGGGCUU
Umbelopsis ramanniana AG is the source of this 756-nucleotide messenger RNA. RefSeq lists its product as uncharacterized. Gene Ontology annotation, cellular component: prefoldin complex; cytoplasm. Gene Ontology annotation, biological process: protein folding; microtubule-based process; tubulin complex assembly. Lineage: Eukaryota; Fungi; Mucoromycota; Umbelopsidomycetes; Umbelopsidales; Umbelopsidaceae. The record is from RefSeq and is a predicted model, not a curated record. Gene Ontology annotation, molecular function: tubulin binding. The transcript has 3 exons. Bases 28 to 582 code for a protein of 184 amino acids.